GCCUGGCAGAAUGGCCUCAACUCGAGGGGACAAGCAGUCUUCGCCCGGGGUGGGGACCGCCUGCUACACAGAGACAUCCACGGUCCGCGUGGAGACCUCGUCCCACCGCGUGGAGACCUCCCAGCGCUGCAGCCAGGGGCCUUCCCUCUCACCGUCAGGAAAGCGGCUCCCUCGCGUCCUCGAGGCGUCCUCUCUGCACGUGGAAGCCUCCUUGCAGCGCAUGGAAACGGCCUCCCACCCCGUCAGGGCCUCGUCUCUGCAGAUGAAGACGUCUCUGCAUUGUGUAGAGAGCCCGGUCCCACGGGCCAGGCCGGCUGCUCCCCGCCAGAGGGAAAAAAUGGCCUGAUGAGAUGCUGCUUCCCAAAGGCCACCAAGGAGCCAGGGCCUUCAGCUAGGACAGAAAGGCCUCCAGCUGCCAGGUGGACCAAUGCUUUUUGGUUUAAUGGAAACAGCCCAUAAAUCAAUGUAAGAAACAGCCAAGCCACGGUUCCAAUAAACGGCCAAGGUUUAUUGACUGUCCUCCUGCAGCAUCUUGGACCAGCCUACUUUUGACUCAGUGAAUUAUUUUCACUUGAAGCCAGCACAAAAGGCUUUGAGGCCCAGGAUGCUGCAUAAAUCGGGUUGAUGGACAAAGAGGCUGUUUGAGCCUCUGAGCGAGGUGAGUUUGGGAUCCAAAGCCCUCAGAUGACCUUCACCCCUUAGGAACAGAGACCAAACUGAAAUAAUGACCUGUGGAAUGAUUCCAUGCCUGCUAAAAGCUUGAGAGGCAACAAACAGACUCAUAAAUUAUCAAUUGGCGUCUGUUUAUGUUUCAAAGUAAAUGGUUUUCUUUAUGUUAAGUCUUUGUACCGGGCACACCUAUCCAUACACUUUUUAAAGGUAGGUUAGAUGUAGUUAAAAAUUACAGCAAGCCGGGCGCGGUGGCUCAAUCCUGUAAU
Saimiri boliviensis boliviensis (Bolivian squirrel monkey) is the source of this 938-nucleotide messenger RNA. Lineage: Eukaryota; Metazoa; Chordata; Mammalia; Primates; Cebidae. The record is from RefSeq and is a predicted model, not a curated record.